Arabidopsis arenosa is the source of this 1664-nucleotide messenger RNA. The record is from the annotation of a GenBank genome assembly. NCBI's taxonomy places the organism in Eukaryota, Viridiplantae, Streptophyta, Magnoliopsida, Brassicales, Brassicaceae.
UCGUGUCUCCUUUGUGAUAAAGUUGAUGUUUUUGCAUAGCUUAUCUGAUUAAAUCCAUGGCUCUUUUCAUUUCUUGUGGGGAAGUUUCAUCUUCUCAAUUCACUCUACUUCGUUUUCUCAACCAAAGCCUUGAUUUUGUUAGUGACAAUGUCUCUAGAAUCUUAGCUCCUAUAUUCACCAACCUAAGGGACUUUGAAAUGCGUCUUUCUUGUAUCGAACGUCCUCUAUCCAGCUCUAGCAAUCAUUCUCAUUUGUGCACUGAGAAAUGGUUUUCUGAUCAAAAAGAUUAUGAUCAAAAGAGAGACCCGGAAGCUAUUUUCAAUGUGCUUGAUUAUAUCUUGAAAAGCAGCUUGGAUCGUCUGGCUUCGUUGAGGGAGAGUGUAUGUCAGACAAAGAAUUUUGAUUACGAUGAUUCUUUAUCUAUUCAUUCGUCUAUAAUGAGGGAUCUUUGUUUACAAGGGAAGUUGGACGCUGCUCUCUGGCUACGGGAAAAAAUGAUACGUAGUGGGUUUAUUCCAGGUUUGAUCACGCACAAUCAUCUUUUAAAUGGGUUGUGUAAAUUAGGUUAUAUCGAGAAGGCGGAUGGGCUUGUUAGAGAGAUGAGGGAGAUGGGUCCUUCUCCCAACUGUGUCUCUUAUAACACCUUAAUCAAGGGUCUGUGCAGUGUUAACAAUGUAGAUAAAGCUCUGUAUCUCUUCAGUACUCUGAAUAAAUAUGGUAUUAAGCCAAAUAGAGUGACUUGCAACAUUAUUGUGCAUGCGCUUUGCCAGAAAGGUGUUAUAGGAAACAACAACACAAAGCUUCUUGAAGAGAUUUUAGAUAGUAGCCAGGUGAACGCACCCUUGGAUAUAGUCACCUGUACCAUUCUGAUGGAUAGUUGUUUUAAGAAUGGAAAUGUUGUUCAAGCCCUUGAGGUUUGGAAGGAGAUGUCACAGAAAAAUGUCCCUACUGAUUCGGUUGUGUACAAUGUCAUUAUUCGUGGGUUGUGUUCGAGUGGAAACAUGGUUGCUGCUUAUGGGUUCAUGUGUGACAUGGUAAAGAGAGGAGUAAAUCCUGAUGUUUUCACUUACAACACUCUCAUAAGCGCAUUGUGCAAAGCGGGAAAGUUUGAUGAGGCAUGUGAUCUCCAUGGUACCAUGCAAAAUGUUGGUGUUGCUCCUGAUCAGAUCUCAUACAAAGUUAUUAUUCAAGGUCUAUGUAUACAGGGAGAUGUGGACAGGGCGAACGAGUUCCUUCUAAGCAUGCUAAAAAGGUCUCUGCUUCCAGAGGUUCUGCUGUGGAAUGUGGUUAUUGAUGGUUAUGGAAGAUAUGGCGAUACUAGCAGUGCUUUAUCUGUUCUAAAUCUAAUGCUUUCUUACGGUGUUAAACCAAAUGUUUACACAAACAAUGCUUUGAUUCAUGGGUAUGUGAAAGGAGGAAGAUUAAUUGAUGCAUGGUGGAAAACCCGAUAUGAGGAACGACAGAACCUGUUUCCAGAUAUCAAUCUUGGUGAAGUCGCAAGAAAUCACUUUGGUACAUGCGAGGAAACCUCAACUGGUAUUGCUGGAUGGUUUGGCUGUUUGGGGCGUGCACAGGGCUGUUUCUUCAAAAACUCCCAAUAUACUUUCUUGUCUGAAACAUGAAAAGCCUUUCAUUACAAUUUGCAAGAAAAAUGUGAAUAUGUU